Molecule: messenger RNA, 1622 nt
Organism: Cloeon dipterum
Lineage: Eukaryota; Metazoa; Arthropoda; Insecta; Ephemeroptera; Baetidae
Product: retinitis pigmentosa 1-like 1 protein
Exons: 6
Coding region: 1-1407 (468 amino acids)
Source: RefSeq, a predicted model, not a curated record
AUGUUGAAUGAUGAAAAUAACGACACCUAUGAUGUGGACGGCUUGGAGGAAAGUUCAAAAGAGAAACCAAACUGUGAGGCUCCUGCUGAAAAUCUGGCCACUGCUGUUGUGCUGUCGGAAGAAGCUGCUGUCCCCUCUGACGCUCCACCUAGUCCUGCAAGCGAGAAAACUGCUGAAGAGAAAGAGAAAGAGCCUGAAGCCACUGAGGAGGCUGCUUCCACAGCCAAGGAAAACAUCUACGUGUUUGAGCCUCUGAAUAUGGAGUUGACAGCUGCUGCUGAGGAAAAUCUGAUCCCAAAGAACGUGGAUGGUGAAGCUGCAGUCAUGAAUGACACGCCCGUCUCUUUGGCCGACCCUCAGUCUGCAGAAGCAGGAACUCCAGCUGGAGGAGAUCAGGAUGAAGCUGUCGACAUUUUUGAUGAAGACCUCUUCCUGCCCUACGACACGCCUGAAACCUUGUCGGCUACUGAGGAAAUGGACAUGCUGGCAGUUGAAAUCAUGGAGGCUCAAAUGCAAUUUAAAGGUUGCGCUCAUCAAGAUGCUGUGAUGAGGGAAGAGGCUGAUGAACCCAAUCCCAGCACCACUGGGAAAGCUAAUGAUAAGUUUGAAGAUGGCGAGGAUGAUUGGAUGGAAUUCUCGGACGACGACUCAGUUUGCGAUGUGAGCAUGGCGAUUGACGAAGAGGCUGCUGACGCUGAAGGUGAAGAACAGGAAUUGAGUGUCCAUCAAGAGGCCCCUGAGAAAGAGACAGCAGACUCUCAGCAAGUCAUCCCCAUGGCUGAAAACAAAAGCCAAUCGGCUCCACCUGCCGACGCCGACAAAGUGGCUCUCGACUUGCUGCAGGCCGAGAAUGCUGGGGUGCCUGCCAAAGUCGUGGAGGAUCAAGUUUCCCACGUGGUCAGCUCUGAUUUUGAGUUGGCCAGUCUUUGGGACACUCACGAGGAGAUUGAGACGCAUUCGCUGGCACUUGAGGUGCCUGCUGAAAGGGCAGCCGAUGCUCCUUCCACCUUACAGAGCAGCAAUGCAGAGGAAGCUGCUGAAGUCCAAAAUACUGAAGAAGAUGAAGAACCAGAAAUGGUGCAGCCAAAGAAAGUGUUGAAGCGCAAAUUAGGCGCGCUCCAACAGAAGGGCUGUCCUAAAAAGGCAAAGAAGAGCUGCAAGUUCUCUCCUGGCAAGACGGACACACCUCAGCCGAUGAUGAAGAUUGAUGACGAAGCUCCUGACGCCAUGGGAAGGCCCAGGCCGAAGAAAACGGUGGGAAGGAACAAGAGGCUGCUUGACUACCCUGAGUUUGAAGUGCAGCGGAGGAAGAAGAACAAGCAGCGCAGCCAAAGGGAGAGAAUCAACAGGAGAAUGAAAAUGCUGGUUGGUCGUCAGCUCUGCGGUUUCACCGUCAUUAACCUAUAGAUGAGCAACCAUAGAAUAAUAUGUUCCUCUCUCAUUUAACCUUUGAUACCUAUUUUUUUACAAAAAGACCACGCUUAAUUCCUUUGAAAGGAAACCUAAAUUUUCUUGAAGUUUAACGUGUUACCUUGUACUGCGUCGUUUGCAUGAAUCUCGUGCUGCAUUUUAAAAUGCAAGAUUUGUUAAUUGUGCUGGACCAUUAAAAAUAAACUGCUCUA